AUGGUGCUCCUGUCACACAACCACCGACAGAUGCAGGACAGGACCACCUGCCUGGAGAUCAUAUCAGCUGGGACAGGGCUCAAGAUCAGCAAGAAGAAAACAGAGCUGAUGAAGAUUAACACCACUGCCAACACACCACUAACAGUAGGUGGAGAGCCCAUCAGGGAAGUGGAUUCCUUCAUCUACCUUGGGAGUGCAGUCGACCAACAGGGGGGCACGGAGAGAGAUGUCACAGCCAGGAUUGGCAAGGCCAGAGCAGCUUUUGCCAUGCUCAAGAACAUCUGGUCGUCCAAGGAGAUCAGGACAAGAACCAAACUUCGCAUCUUCAACUUCAAUGUGAAGUCAGUCUUGCUCUAUGGAUGCGAAACUUGGAGGACGACAAAGACAAUGCUACAGAAAAUCCAGACAUUCUUCAACACCUAUCUGCGGCGCAUCUACAACAUCCGAUGGCCAGAGAUGAUCCCAAAUGAAGAACUGUGGGAGCGAGCGGGACAGGAACCAGUAGCAAAACAAAUUCUGAAGAGGAAAUGGGGCUGGAUCGGACACACCCACAGGAAGCCAGCAUCCAGCACCACACGUCAAGCCCUGACCUGGAACCCGCAAGGAAAGAGGAAGAGAGGCCGGCCUCGCAACAGCUGGAGGCGAGACACUGGGCAGAGCUCAAGCAGCAACGUACAAACUGGACGCGAGCAGCAAGAUUAG
Messenger RNA from Pocillopora verrucosa, 702 nucleotides. Lineage: Eukaryota; Metazoa; Cnidaria; Anthozoa; Scleractinia; Pocilloporidae. The record is from RefSeq and is a predicted model, not a curated record.